Messenger RNA from Ichthyophthirius multifiliis, 812 nucleotides. RefSeq lists its product as hypothetical. Lineage: Eukaryota; Ciliophora; Oligohymenophorea; Hymenostomatida. The transcript is spliced from 4 exons. The record is from RefSeq and is a predicted model, not a curated record.
AUGAAAGAAUUAAAAAAUAAAACUUCAUAAAAUAAAAUUGAAUAAUUAACCUUAGGAGAUUAGCCAGAAAAAAUAAAAUGCCCAUAUUGUGCCGCACAAACAAAUACUUAAAUUUAAUUCAGAAAUGGUUUUUUGACAUACACAUUAAGUUUAUUAGUACUUGUAACAAUUCCAUUGUUAGCAUCGAUAUUUUUGAUACCAAUAGUAAUUUUAUUAACUAAAAAUCUAUGCCAUAUAUGUUUAUGUUGUGAUAAUAAAGUUGGUUCAAAUGGAAAUUUAAUAUAUGCAUUAAAUAUAAAAGAUGGUAUUGUUUCAUUUAAAAUAGGAGAAAUAGGUUUUAUUUUAACUAGAAAAAUAAUAUUAAAUAUAAUAAUAUUAAUAAUAACAUUUCUUGUAAUAAUGUACAAAAUCAAAAAUACAACAUAUCAUAGUCAUAAAUAUGGACAUUCACAUGCUAAUGAUUUAUUAUAUUAUACAAAUAGUACAUGGAAUGUAUUCAUAUCUGAAUGUAGUAUUUAAAAAUUCCGAGAGAAAGGAUAAUAAUAAAUGUCCUAUUGUUGGAAUAAUCACAUUGAUAGAACUAUUGUUUCAUGGGAAGGUCAUGUAAUUAGAGUAGAAGAUCUUUGAGGAAGUCUUUAAUAAUACAUACAUCACGCAGUAACAAUACUAAUAUUAAUGGAUCCUACAGAAUAGACAGAAGACAAUAAAUACCCAGAUUUACUCUUAACUUUUGAUAGUGAAUUAGUAGGUGAUUAUGCUUAAGUUUUAGAUUAAAUAAGUAGAGGAAGUCAUAUUGGAUUUAAUGCUACUUG